AUGAUCAAAUUAGAAGACAAGGCUUCCAAAAUCUUAUGCACUUAACAUCACAAAAGCAUCUAAUUCAUUACACUUAACAAAUCUUCUAAUACUAAGUUACUUUGUUAAAAGUGUACUCAAAAUAAUAAGAUUGCUAUUAACAAAGCCUCAUAAUUACUUAUGGAUAUCAAUUAAGAUCAUCCCUUAAAUUAUCAUAUUAAAGAACUACAAAAAUAAUAUGAAAGUUUAAGAAAGGAAAUUAAAUCUAAAGUUGAUGAGCUGCUUGAUGAAACUGAAGAUUGUCUUAAUAGUCUCAUUAAUCAUAAAUUAAAUGAUAAAUUAAUUCAACAUUAUCUAUAUGAUGAUAAAUUGAAUGAAUAAGAUUUUGAGAAAUUAUAAGAAAUUAUAUCCAAAUACUAUGAUUUUGAAUAAGAUAAUCAAAUUGUUGCUAAAAUUCCAUCUACUGAUAUGCAUAAUAUUUAUUAAGUCUAAUAAAAAUGUUAGAAAAUUGCUUCAAUUGUUAAAGCUUUCUAUAAAUCCUCAUAUCAUUAAAGACUUGGCACUCAACAAAGCUAAGAGAAUUUAUUAAGCUAAAUUCCACCUUCAAUAAAUAAUAAAUCAGAGAAAGUAUCAGAAUCAAGCAGAAAUGAUUAAAACAUAAAUAAAGGUUUAUUUACAAUAAAAGAAGAAAUCACUAUAAAUUCAGUCUGCAAUUGUAUUGCUUUAAAUGGUACUACUACAUUAAUAGUAUGUGGUAUGUAAGGAAAUAAUAAUGAAGAUAAUCUUGUUUUACUUCAAUAAAAUGAAGAAGGUUUUAAAGAAUUUUAAAGUCUUUAAGGUCAUGUUGGAUCAGUAAAUGCUGUGUGCUUUGGUAAAAUUAAUAAUAUAAUAAUAUCAGCAGGAGAGGAUAAAUCUAUUAGAAUUUGGAAUCAAUAUUCAUAAAAUAAAGAACAAGAAAAGAAAUAUUAUAAUUGUAAAUAAAUCAUUAAUGAUGCUCAUAACAUUGAUAUACAUUGUUUAUGCUUAAAUUAAUUAAAUAAUUUAUUAGUUUCUGGUUGUCAAGAAGGAAAUAUAAAAGUAUGGAUUGAUGCAGAAGAUAAAUGGAUUAAUUCCUAGAUUUUAAUUCAUCAUAAUUAAUUGGUUAAAUCAUUAAGCUUUAAUUAUGAUUCUACUUUUUUAGUUUCAGGAAGUGGAGAUUAAAAAAUCUGUGUUUGGAAUUUGAAUGAAGAUUGGGAACAUUUCUAAACUAUUACAGAUCAUACAAGUUUAGUUACAUGUGUCAAUUUUGCAUAAAAUGAAAAUACAUUUGUAAGUUGCUCUGAAGAUCAAACAAUUAAAAUUUGGAAUUUUAAAAAUAAUGAAUCCAAUCCUAAAUUUAUUUUUAUUUAAUAAUUGAAUGGAGGAUAUUAUAUUCGAUCCGCAUAUUUCAAUUAUAAUGCUUUACUUUUAGUUUCUGGAUCUUAUAGUAAUAUAAAAGUUUGGGUUAAAAAUCAUGAAGGAUAAUUCGUAUUGAAUUAAUAAAAAUAUUUUGAUUCACGAUAAGUGUUACUCUCUGAUGAUUCUAAAUCCUUAUUUUCAAUAAAUAGAUUCAGCUUGAAUAUUAGAUUGUUUAGAAUAAAAGAAAAAAAUUAAAAAAAUAAUAUAAAACUCAAAUUUUGA
Molecule: messenger RNA, 1638 nt
Organism: Paramecium sonneborni
Lineage: Eukaryota; Ciliophora; Oligohymenophorea; Peniculida; Parameciidae
Source: the annotation of a GenBank genome assembly